UUCAUAACACUGGGUCGUGUCCGUGUCUGCUCAGUCCGUGUUCGUGAUCCGUAAGACAGGCGUUGAAUCGGGAGGCGCAGGAGAAGGAAAAAAAAAAGCGUGUGCGAAGAAUCGAACCCUGGAUGCUACAGGCUUCAGGGAACAGUUGGGUGGAAUCAAAGUAGGCAACCAAAAAAAAAGGGAGUAGGGGAAGAUUUUACUUUUUGGUGGUUCGCGAAAAGAGGGUUCUUCACAGAAGGAAAAUUCUUUAGGCGAGUGAAAAGUAUGUGUUUAUGAUGAUGAAGAAUUUGGUGCGGUGAUAAGUUAUUGAAUCUCGCGGUCGAUAAUCUGUGGUUUCCCGAUGCGUGAACCGCGAAUGGCUAGCGCAAAUACCAUGAAUUGUGGCAAAUAGUCUUCGCUAGGAAAGGUUUAAUUGCGAGGUGGUUGUGGUUUUGCGGUGAUCGAACAAAUUUUCCGUGGAAAAUUCAAUUCGAGUGAGGCAAGAAUUUGGUUUGGCUCGUUCGGAGCAUUCUAUUCUGUUUCUAACGUCAGUGGAAGAUUUCGAUCCGUAAGCAGAGAAGAAAAUUCCAUUCCAAGUCCUUCGUUUCAAGGAAAGGGCGUGAUUCCUGCUUGUUGAAGCUCCAUUCUCCGAGGGACGACGUCAGAUGGGUAUGCCAAUCUUUAAGGCCCGUUAUAUGUAAAGCCAAAACUAGUCGAAAAAGAAGAAAUAAAGGAUUUCAUGUGAAGGAAGGAGUGCCCAAACACACGAAAGGGUCACUUUCAACGACGACAAACAGCAAAAAAACGCUCCAAACCCGAAAAAAAGUUUCCCAACCAGCUUUGGGGCAGAAGAAAAGCCGGACGGAAAAAGCCAAACAUCACAAACAUCAGGAUGCUGUUUGUUUAGGAAUUGUUUGCCAACACCUUUAUGCAUUAGCAUCCACAAAAUGACGCUCAUCUGGUCCUGGUUGUUCAUCCUGGCCCUGAUAGUUCCGGAUCUUUCGUCGAGCCUGUUGCACUGCCCGUCCCGGUGCCAUUGCGAUGACGAAAAGUUGGACGUGAACUGCGAGGAAGGGCACCUGGAUGUGGUUCCCAUAGCGCUGAACCCAUCCAUCCAGCGGUUGGUCAUCCGGAACAACAAAAUCCGGAUCAUCGAUUCUUCGGUUCAGUUCUACUCGGAACUGACGCUUCUGGAUUUGAGCUACAAUUAUUUGUUUAAUAUUCCGGAUAGAACGUUCGCCAGGCAGAGUAAACUGCAGCAGCUCCAUUUGAACCACAAUAAGAUCAGUGUGGUUUCGAACAGAACGUUUGUCGGAUUGGGGGAGUUGCUGGUGCUUAACUUGAGGGGAAACUUGAUUGAUCAGAUUGAGGCGCUGUCUUUUACUCCGUUGGCAAAGCUGGAGGAGCUAAAUCUGGGACAGAAUCGGAUUACUAGUUUGGGGCUGUCUGUGAAAGGGCUGGUGGGGGUGGGAGAUUUAAAGAUUUUGUAUCUGGAUGACAAUCGGCUGGAGGAGGUUCCGGAGGAGGAUUUCUGGCGCCCGGUUGAGAAACUGGCCGAGCUGUAUGUGGGAACGAAUAUGUUGGCCAGGGUGAAGGAUGGGGCUUUUGCGGUAAUGUCCGAAUUGACUUUGCUCGAUUUGAGAAGCUCGUUGCUGACCAAUGUUAGUACCGACACAUUUGCCGGAAUCGAGAAUAUCAAAGGCCUAAACCUGGCCGACAAUCGGUUCCAGAGGGUUCCAUCGAAGGCGUUGGCAAUUUUGAGACGACUGGAGGAGCUAUCGAUUGGACAGAACUAUUUCGAAACGCUUCCGGCAAAUGCUUUCCGGGGAUUAUCGAAUUUGAAAAGAUUUGAGCUGAGAGGUUCACUGUAUUUGAAUCGAAUCGACCGAGCUGCUUUCCAAACGAACACUAAUCUGGAGAGCAUUGCCAUCGACUCGAACAAGGCCCUGAUGGAGAUGGAGGAGGGAACCUUUGCCGGGUUGUUAUUCCUGAAACAUUUAAGCCUCAGAAAUAAUGGGUUCCAACGGUUGGACGAGUCCAUGUUCUCCUGGAACAACCUGCGAACGUUGGACAUUUCGGAUAAUCUGAUAAAUUGUGAUUGCUACUAUUCGAAGCUGUUGCACCGACUGCAAACGGCCAGCCGGAUUAGCUACAAUGCCACCGGUUGCCCGCAUCAUCUGCCGGAUCAGUGGGAGUGCGAGUACAUCCUGGACAAGAACAAGAACCUGAUCUCGGUGCUGGUCCUGGCGGUGGCCAUCGUGACGGCCAUCGCGCUCACUUUUUACCGGUUCCGGGGGCUGCUGCGGGAGUAUGUCCACAAUGGGUGCAAGAACAAAUCACAUGGCUCAGGCGGGGGUGGCGGACACGGAACCGGAACUGGCGCCGGUGCCGGGGGAUUGGACACGGUGGAUUACGAGAAGGCCAUCAGCACCGGGGACGACGAUUAUGUGUUUCGGCAGAGCAAUCUGUACAGCAACCACCAGGUGCAGCCAAUCCUGAAUGGGUACCCAAGCUACAUGCAGCAGAAUAAUGUCUACAACUACCAGAAGCCGCUGCCGAUUACCGAGUUAUAGUACUGAAGAUUGGUGGAACCGGUUGGGGAGCUGGGGGUGUAAAUUAAUUCGAAUGGCUUGUUAGGAUAAGCCGAUAUGCGUGAAUGAGAAACGGUGUGGGUGGGUGAUUGGGCGAACGAAAGUGUUUGUGCGUUCGAGAUUGAAGGAUAAACUGAGAGCGAGUGCGUUUAGAAGAGGACUCUUGAUUUUUGUGUGGAAAUGGCAGCACGUGACAAAAGUGACACCGCAGGCUUUUGGGGGAAAAUCCUUGUGCGAUCAGCAGCGACCGGAAUCGGAAGAAUUAUUCCCGACGGAGUUUAUCGAAACUAAGUGGUGCCGGUCAAAGAUAAAACAAACACAUCGUUUGGUUUUGGAUUGCGAUUUGAAAUCAGUGAUAUUUUUUUUAUAAUUUACAUCCUUUUGAUGGAUUCAUCCCUAAUAAAGUCCAGAAAAAAUAUUAUAUUGCCUACAUAUAGGCGUUUAUAUGAUUUUCGCAGUCUUUAACCAAAGGGUCAUAGCCGUAGGAGCAGAGGGUGGUUUUGGGCGUUGAACCCCCCACUCCAUGAAAGUCUAGAAUUCAAGCAAUGUAAGCACAUGAUUUUGGUUUUUAUGCUGAAUUUUAGUCACUUCAAUCGAAUUAACUCGAUUGCAUUCAUACAGGAUUGGUCAACAAGAUCCGAAAGUUCAAGUGCUAGAAAAAAGGGACAUAAAAAUUUGAAAAAUCAUUUAAAACAGCUUGUCUGUGCCCAAAAGCUGCACAGGCAAAUUAGAUGUUGUCCGAUUUUUUCCAAUGGUUGCACAUUUUUAAAACCUUCUUAAGGCUUAGCCACUAUGUGGUCAAAGAGUGGAAGCUUUUUUAUGAGAACUUCUAGUUCAAAUGAAAUCCAAUAUAGAGACGGCCCCUUUUGAGGAGGAUUCAUAUAAACCGUCCAAUGAACAAUGGGAAAAUUCGGACCCGAAAUCGAAAAAAUACGAAGCCGUUGGUUUGAGAGUUUGGAAUAGUAUUUUUAUCACACGUAAAAUUUCCUGCCGCUGAAUUUAACCGGAGCCAUCUGAGUGAAGUGUUAUUUGACCUUAUUUGCCCAGUAUUGAGCUUUUUUCUGUAUAUUUCCUACCAACAUCGAAUUUUGUGUCAUCUAAAUUCCUUAGAAUGAACGGAAAGGUAUUUUAAACUUUUUUUAAAGUGCAUAUUUACUGGUGAAAGGAUAAUUGCCCCCCUUUACCCUUGUGAAGAAGAUGGUAUUUUAAAAAAGGCUUGGACUCACUUGGCAGUCGAUCAAUUUUUACGUAAUAAAUAUCAAUUUAAAGCUUAAAAAUGGACUCAACCACGCCCAAAGUUUCAGAUCGUCUGAUUUAUUGAGUAUAUCUUUUCAAAAAGUUAAUUUAUUUGGAAUAUUUUUUCAAUGAAAGUGGGUUUGUUUUGAUCUAAUUAAGUUUAAAAAAUUAUGACUGUUUAUUUUUCUGAAUAAUAUGGGCCAAAUAAAGCUUGUCUGUCUUUAAAAUACACAAAAAUGUUUUUGAACGAGUUUAAUAUGUUCAAAACUUUAAUUUUUAAAUUUGAUGAUUGAAAAAAUAUUUUCAUGGAAACAUGAAUUGUCUUGGAAUAAAGGUUUAUAUUGAAAAUCAACAUAGAGCGCAUAAAUUAUGAAAAUCCUGAUUGGAAAUCAGUUAAUUAGAGCACAAAAAUUACUAACAUUUAUAUCGUAAAUAUCCAAAAAAAAUGUCAUAUCAAAAGACCAUCCGAGUUUUUUUUUCAUGUAAUGAAAUCAAUAAAGUAUGGAAAUUUGUACGAUGAAGAUAUUUUUGCUUAUGAAAUCAUCCAGAAAAUUCAAAUAAGCUUGAAAUGAAUUUUGUAAUUCUAAGAUAUUUAUUUUACCUAUUCUUAAGCUUCAUCUUUUACCAACAUGAGAAGAAGCAAAGAAUUGAAAAAAAAAGUUUAAACCAUUUAAAAAAAUGGGAAUCUAUUUCAAAGAAUUGUAAAAUUGCAGGCUAGCAGGAGCUUUCAAUAAUUUCAUGAUAGUUUUUGCAAAAGUUUUAUUAAUCAACACACUCAUUGGUUAUCCAAAUCAGUUAAUUGCGAUUUUUUAUUUUCAUCCUACGGUUAAAAAGCUUUCAAAUUAGCAAUCAAAAACACUACAAAUUUUUUUUUUUAAAUGUUUUGUAUGACAUCGAAUAUUAAUUAUGGGGUACAACUUAGGUUUUGUUUUUGUUCACAUGAAAUGUAUUGCAAGAUCUAAAAAAUAUUUCAAUGAAUAUUUGAAAAAAUAUUAAAAAAUAUGCAAUUAUUAUCAAAGAGACAAUGCCAAAAACUCGAAAACAAAUCACAGAUACAGAAUACUGCUUACCUUUUUCAAAUUUUCUGCUUGUUGGUAGAAACUCGUUUCUGAACAUUAAAUUUAAAUUCAGAAGAAACUCAUUCCAGAGGUUCUGGUUCCAUAUUAUAAAAUUCUUAAUUGUAUUUCUGUUAUUUAAUUUCAGAUUCUGUAUCCAAUUUGGGAUUCUCGAUUUUCGGUUAAAAUCAUCAUUAGCAAAAAGAAAUUAAAUGCUGUUUAAAAUUGAUUGAAAUUUGGGUUUGCAUUUUAUCAAAAGUUUAAUUAUUAUCUAUCGAAACUCAUCUAGAUAAUAAUUUUUCUAAUAGGAAAAAAAAGUCAAACUAUCCUUUGACUUUUAUUCAAAGUUCUUAAACUCCAUGCUUCAAAAUCCCAAAAAAAGUUUAAAACUCGUUCAUAUGCAGAAUUGAAACAUUAUAAAGCUUCAAAAUGACAAUCCAAAACUCUGUUUCAGAUCAAUAAUUUUUUUCAUCUCCAUCUCACUCUCAUUUUAAUUCAAAUUCGCAAUUCAGAUUAAAAUUUAAAAAAAAAAAAUAAUUAAUUCGAAUUGAAAUCCAAAACGUCAGUAUUCAAAGUAUAGAUUCAAGGUAAGAAUUCUGAAACAAAUUUCAAUUCUGGUUUCUUAAUAAAAAUGCUGAUUUGGAAUAAAAUUUCGAAAAAAGUUGUUUUUCUGUACAUUUAAGAAAUCGUUUUGAAAUUCGGAAAUAGGCCCAAAAUUUAAAUACUGAGUUCAGGUGCAAAAUUCAGUAUGAGAAUUGAUAUUCAAAAUUCAGAUACAGCCCGUAAAGAGUAUCAUAAUUAAGUUAAAAUCAUCAGGAUGACAUUAUUCAGCUAAAAUUUACAAAUUUAAAGUAGAAAUUGAGUUUUAAUUGUAAUUUUUAUAUGAAAAUAACCUGAUUUUAACUUUUUUUUUUAAUUAUACACGCGAUUUUA
Messenger RNA from Uranotaenia lowii, 5794 nucleotides. RefSeq names its product insulin-like growth factor-binding protein complex acid labile subunit. Gene Ontology annotation, molecular function: protein binding. NCBI's taxonomy places the organism in Eukaryota, Metazoa, Arthropoda, Insecta, Diptera, Culicidae. The record is from RefSeq and is a predicted model, not a curated record. The transcript has 3 exons. Gene Ontology annotation, cellular component: extracellular matrix. Bases 927 to 2552 code for a protein of 541 amino acids.